Ictalurus punctatus (channel catfish) is the source of this 4218-nucleotide messenger RNA. RefSeq names its product scavenger receptor cysteine-rich domain-containing group B protein. Lineage: Eukaryota; Metazoa; Chordata; Actinopteri; Siluriformes; Ictaluridae. The record is from RefSeq and is a predicted model, not a curated record. Bases 374 to 2635 code for a protein of 753 amino acids. Gene Ontology annotation, cellular component: membrane. The transcript has 12 exons.
CUCCUGAACUUUGCUGUGAGAGGGCAGCAGCAGUGAGCACUGUGAUUAACCUGAAUGACGCAUCAAGGACCAGUAUGUUAAGAUUUCAUCUCACUUUAAUGCUUGAUGGCGCUAAUAUACGACUCGCUGGUGGUAAUCACUCCUGCACUGGUAGAGUGGAAGUCUAUUAUAAUUACCAUUGGGGAACAGUGUGUGAUGAUGACUGGGACAUAAAUGAUGCGCAGGUUUCGCAAACAACUGUGCUUUGGUCUGUUCUUCAAACUUUAAGUAUUGUAUGCGCAGCAAAAAGGAUUUCUGCUUUUCAUGAACAAGAAAUGGCCAAAACAGAAACUCUGCCUCUUCAGAUGCAUGGGAAGAAAAAAAAUCAUCUAUCAUGAAGUCUUCAGCAGUGUUUGUAAUCAACACCCAACUGACCCACGCCUCAAGGACCAGGAUGCUGAGGCGUUGUCUCACUUUAAUUCUUGUCAGUGUUCUUGGAGCUUCUCUGCUGGUUGAUGGCGCUAAUAUACGACUCGCUGGUGGCAGUCACUCCUGCGCUGGUAGAGUGGAAGUCUAUCAUAAUAACCAGUGGGGAACAGUGUGUGAUGAUGACUGGGACAUAAAUGAUGCGCAGGUGGUGUGUAGACAGCUUGGAUGUGGUAAUGCUGUCAGCGCUCAUCAAAGUGCCCACUUUGGUCAGGGAAGUGGUCCAAUAUGGCUGGAUGAUGUUCAGUGUUCUGGAAGUGAAAGCACCAUCACCCAGUGCACUCAUAGAGGAUUUGGUAUACACAACUGCGGCCAUGGUGAAGAUGCUGGUGUUACUUGCUCAGAGCGUAAUCAGGUCAGACUGGUGAAUGGUCCGAGUAACUGUUGUGGUCGAGUGGAGAUCCAGCACAAUGGCCGUUGGGGAACAGUGUGUGAUGAUGACUGGGACUUAAAGGAUGCUGAGGUGGUGUGUAGACAGCUUGGAUGUGGUAAAGCUGUCAGUGCUCCUCCUAAUGCCCACUUUGGUCAGGGAAGUGAACCAACCUGGCUGGAUGAUGUUCAGUGUAAUGGAACUGAGAGCUACAUAAAUCACUGCUCACACAGAGGAUUUGGAGUAGAGAACUGUGGACAUGAAGAAGAUGCUGGAGUCGUGUGCUCAAACUUGCAGAUUCCCACAUUGACUCGGAUCUCCCCAAACUCUGCGGUUUCACCUGGAGAAGUCCUUCAGCUCAGAUGUUCCACACCCAGCCCAACAUGCAUCUCUGUAGACUUCAGUUUGUAUAAAACUGGGACAUCAGUAAAGAAGCAAACUGCAGUGACUACAACAACAUUUACUCUGACUGUAGAUGGCUCACAUCAGGGCCAGUACACCUGUGACUACUCAUACAGGGAAAUUGCCUCAACAUCACCCAGGAGCAACUCCAUCAGCAUCACCGUGGUCCCUAACAAGAUCAGACUGGUGAAUGGUCCGAGUAACUGUUGUGGUCGAGUGGAGAUCCAGCACAAAGCCCAGUGGGGAACAGUGUGUGAUGAUCAUUGGGACUUAAAGGAUGCAGAGGUGGUGUGUAGACAGCUUGGAUGUGGUAAAGCAGUCAGUGCUCCUCCUAAUGCUCGCUUUGGUCAGGGAAGUGAACCAACCUGGCUGGAUGAUGUUCAGUGUAAUGGAACUGAGAGAUACAUAGAUCACUGCUCACACAGAGGAUAUGGAGUAGAGAACUGUGGACAUGGAGAAGAUGCUGGAGUCGUGUGCUCAAACUUGCAGACUCCCACAUUGACUCGGAUCUCCCCAAACUCUGUGGUCUCACCUGGAGAAGUCCUUCAGUUCAGAUGUACCACACCCAGCCCAUCAUGCAUCUCUGUAGACUUCAGUUUGUAUAAAACUGACACAUCAAUAACGAAGCAAACUGCAGAAUCUACAACAACAUUUAAUCUGACUGUAGAUGCCUCACAUCAGGGCCAGUAUACCUGUGACUACUCAUACAGGGAAAGUGCCUCCACAUCAUCCAGGAGCAACUCCAUCAGCAUCACCGUGGUAAACCUGCAGCAGCCCAAUAUCUUCUUCAGUGCUGCUGGUGGACCAGAAGUGACAAGGGGCUACGGCUUCUCCAUCAUGUGCUCCACUGAACCUCAGUAUCCAGGAGGUUCCUUCCACUUGAAGUUCAGUGGAUCCAACAUCACAAGAACUCAGUCGGCUGUUAACCACUCAGCCUUCUUCCUAUUUCCUGAGGCAGAUUUUGUCCAUCAGGGAAACUACAGUUGUGCUUAUGAAGUUAACGUGUCUUCACGCACCUUUAUCUCCACUACCACUGAGCUGCUGGAAAUUACUGUGAAAGCAUCUCUGGCUCUAUACAUUGGUGUUGGAGUGACAGCUGGACUGCUUCUCUUCUUAGUUCCAGUCAUCAUUUGCUUUGUGAAGACACAGAAAAGACGGAAAUGUCAGAUGGAUAAGACGAAGGAUUCACAGCGUGCCAAAAACACAUAUGAGAGUCCCCAAGGAGAGAUUGAGACAGAUGACGAAGCUGAUUAUGAAAACGCAGAAACCAUUUUCCACCAGAAGGAGGACUCAGAGGACUCGGAUAAUGAUUACAUUAAUGUUGAUGCUGAUGAACAAAGAAGUGAUGUGGACAAUGACUAUGAAGAUGUAGAUAUUUAUGCAAACUAUGUAGCAUAGAAUGAAAAAAAACAAUUAACAAAUAUCCACAGUGCACAAACAAUAACAUGGUUAAAUUGGAUAAUUUUCCAUUGUUAAGAUAUAACCACUGUUAAUUAGAGAUGGUUUAAUUAACAUGGACUUCAGAGUCAGUUUGUUAUUUACUCAUUAGUCUUUUCAGAUGUAAAUAUAUUAAAAUUUUUAUUUUUAUUUUUUAUAAUUUUAAUAUUAAACAUUGAAAUGCAUCAAGAUUAAAAUAAUCAGUCAGUGUUUUCAAGAAACUGAUGACAAUUAGAAUGUGAAAUUAGAAAACUAAUAUAUAUAUAUAUAUAUAUUAUAUUUCCAAUGAGGCUAUUCACAUGAAAUUUUCACCAGAUUUUGGUAUUAACUUAAGAAAUUCAAACAUUAAAGUCCAUAAAUGAAGUUAUGUGUAAUAAAGAGGAAUGACACAGGGAAAAAAGUAUUGAACACGCUAACUGAAAUGUAUUUAAUACUUAGUGGAGAAGCCUUUGUUUUUAAUGACAGCUUCAAGAUGCUUCCUGUAUGAAGAAAUUAAUGGGCCUCAGUAUUCAGGUGUGAUUUUGGCCCGUUCUUCUAAACAUAUUGUCUUUAAAUCUUAUUCAAUUGGAUUCGAGUCAGGUGAUUGACUGGGCCAUUCUUUUCUUAACAUGUUCAAUACUUUUUUCCUGUGUCAUUCAUCUUUAUUACACAUAACUUUAUGUAUGGACUUUAAUGUUUUGAAUUCUUUAUAUUUCCAGAUUUCUUGAAUAAUACUGAUGUCUGGUGAAAAUUUCAUGUGAAUAACCUCACUGGAAAUAUAUUUACUGAAAAGAAUUAUUUCCCCCACCACUGUGUGUGUGUAUAUACACUAUAUAUAUAUAUAUAUAUAUAUAUAUAUAUAUAUAUGCAGUUUUAUAUAUUAAAAAAACAGGCAUGCAAAGUCUGUUGAGGUAUUGUUUAGUCCAUUUAGAUAGAAAAUGUAAUUUAAAAUUCAAUUUAGAUUAAUUAGAAUUUUAAUUCAUUAAACAAAUUUUGUAUAAUCUAGAAAUUAUUUUUAAUUGCACGGUUUCGUUUAUGAUUUUGUCAUUUUUUAUAUAUUGUUAAUUAAGCCUAUUUAAUCAGUUUAUUUUUAUAUAAUCUCUUAUCUUUCUGCUAAAUUUAAUCAGUCUUAUGAAUAGCACUUUGCUAUUGACUGCUAACGCUUAGCAUUUUGCUCACCAAUUGAACUCUGCUGUAUUAUUUUCUAUUGAUAUUUGCUACACAACGUAAAUAAAAUUGUACACACCUUUGUUAAUAUUGCAUUUUUAUGAUGUAAAAAAAUUAAACCCACAUAGAUCACAUCAGACCUCUUUUCAUUGUAAAUGUGACACAGCAACCGACAUAAUUUAAGUGGAAAACAGAUACUAAUGUUUUAAUACUAAAAAUAAUAAAACAUACAAUGACCUGGUUGUGAAAGUGUGCACACCCUUUUAUAAUUGGGUAUGUGACUGUGCUCAGAAUUAACCAAUCACAUUCACACUCAUGUUCAAAAGUAACUAUCACACACCUUCCAUCAAUGGAUUGAUUCUGAUUAACCCCAAAUAAAGUUCAGCUGUUUUAUACAA